CAACAUGGAACGCGCAUACCCUGCAAAGGAAAGGAUUUCAACCGCUAAUAACAGCCGGCCUCAAAAUUUUAGUACUAACAAAAUUUCUUCGCUAACAAAAUUUCUUCGUUCAUCUUCACACGACCGAAAUCUGUCUGUAUUUCUUCCUUGUUCUUGCUGAUUUUCUGUAUAUUACUGCUUUCCUAUCUGUUUUAGCAAUGAUAUAGGAUCAGUUAUCCUUCUGAUUGUUGGAUUUGGAUCUUUUUUCCGUGAUUAUUUGAUUCAGUUUUUUGAGCUUAAAUCUCAAGAAAAUGGGUGACAUGAAAGAUAAAAUGAAGGGUUUCAUGAAGAAAGUCACAUCUUCUUCCUCUGGUAAAUUCAAGGGUCAGGGCAGAGUCUUGGGUUCUUCUCCAUCUGCACCUGUAAAUCCCAUUAUUACUCGUCCCAACCAAUCCCAAUCCCAAUCCCAGAUUCAAAGAUCUAAUCCCCCUUCUUCUUCUUCUUCUUCUUCUCCUAAGCCUCUACCUCAGCAACUGAUGAAUUCUGAUAAUAACAAUCCGGUAUCUGUCAACUAUCCAUGUCCGCCCCGCAAACCUACAAAUGGAUUUGAUCCCUACGAGUCAUUGAUUACUUCUAGCAAGAUCUCAAGAAAUGGGUAUUCGUUAAACGUGGUUGACUGCCCAAUUUGUGGUGCAUCUUUUGGAUCUGAGGAGGAGGUGUCUAGACAUGUAGAAACCUGUAUUGACAAUAGUGAGGCUGAGGAUGAAAGUGUUGAUGGUGCUUCAGGGUUGACUGUCAAUGGGGUUGAUUCAAGGGCUGAAUUGGAGGCUUGUGUUGGUUCUUUCCUGUCGGGGAAGCCAUCAGAGGGGUCAGUAGAUGUUGUUCUUAGGUUGUUCAGGAAUAUAGUGAAGGAGCCAGAUAAUGCGAAAUUUAGGAAGGUUAGGAUGAGUAAUCCGAGGAUAAGGGAGGCCAUAGGGGAAGUUUCUGGAGGUGUUGAGUUGUUAGAGAUUGUUGGGUUUGAAUUGAAGGAGGAGGGUGGUGAAAUGUGGGCAGUGAUGGAGACUCCAAAGGAGGAGGAAAUUGGUUUGAUCAGCAAGGCAAUAGCAUUACUGGAGCCCAAAAAUUUGGAAGAACCUAGAAAUAUGGGGAACCCACUGUCUUCAGCUUCAGCCGAGGGUAACAAAGAGGAAGCUCUUGAGCCAAAGAAGGUUGAUAGACAGAUCCGUGUAUUCUUCUCUGUACCUGAAAGUGUAGCAGCAAAAAUUGAGUUGCCAGAUUCUUUCUAUAACCUCUCACUUGAUGAGGUGAAGAGAGAAGCUGACUUGAGGAAGAAAAAGAUUGCAGAAUCCCAGCUUUUAAUCCCUAAGUCUUACAAGGAAAAACAAGCAAAAGCUACCAGAAAGAGAUAUGCAAGAACGGUUAUCCGUAUCCAGUUCCCUGAUGGCGUGGUGCUCCAAGCUUUUUUCUCUCCCCAGGAGACAACUACUGCUCUUUAUGAGUUCGUUGGCUCAGCUCUGAAAGAAUCCAGUUUGCAGUUUGAACUGCUAGAUCCUGUACUGGUUAGGAGGCGGGUGAUCCCUCAUUUUCCCACUACAGGGCAGAAACCAACGACACUGGAGGAGGAGGGUUUGGUCCCCUCUGCACUUAUUAAGUUCAGGCCUAUUGAAACGGAUUCAGUUGUUUUCAUGGGGCUUUCUAAUGAGCUUCUUGAAAUCAGUGAACCCCUUGUAACUGAUUCAGCAGUUCCUCCAGCCUAAGCUUUUGAUGUUCCUCAUAAAUUUACCAACAUCAGGUUUCUUGGCAUAUUCAUUUUUCUGAAUCUAUACAUUGGUUUUUAUGUUGUUUAUAAUGAUGGACUAUAUAAGUGGGAUAAUUCUCCUCUU
Rubroshorea leprosula is the source of this 1862-nucleotide messenger RNA. The record is from the annotation of a GenBank genome assembly. Lineage: Eukaryota; Viridiplantae; Streptophyta; Magnoliopsida; Malvales; Dipterocarpaceae.